Anolis carolinensis (green anole) is the source of this 3262-nucleotide messenger RNA. Its product is annotated as arylacetamide deacetylase-like 3. The record is from RefSeq and is a predicted model, not a curated record. The coding region runs from base 1864 to 3096 and encodes 410 amino acids. Gene Ontology annotation, cellular component: membrane. The transcript is spliced from 4 exons. Lineage: Eukaryota; Metazoa; Chordata; Lepidosauria; Squamata; Anolidae. Gene Ontology annotation, molecular function: carboxylic ester hydrolase activity; lipase activity.
AUAGUUGUCUCCAUAACUCAGUAAUGACUUCCAAGGCACACAGGAGCAACAUAGGCUGUCCCUGGUUGUUGUUAUGUGCGGUCAUGUUGAUGUUGACGCCAUGAAUGAGAUGGUCAGCAACUACCCAACUCAGGUUUUGCAAUCUCAAAGCUGCUAUGGCUUCCCUGAUGGACCUACUUGUCUCUAUAACUCAAUAAUGUCUUCCAAGGCACACAGAAGCAACAUAGGCUGUCCCUGGUUGUUGUUAUUGGUGGUCAUGUUGAUGAUGACCCCAUGAAUGAGACAGUCAGCACCUACCCAACUCAGGUCUUGUAAUCUCAAAGCUGCUAUGGCUUCCCUGUUGUUAUUUAUGGUCUUGUUGAUGUUGACCCCAUGAAUGAGACGGUCAGCAACUACCCAACUCAGGUCUUGUAAUCUCAAAGCAGCUUUGGCUUCAUUGAUGGACCUUCUCCAAUGUGGUUAUCCUCUUUUCCUACUCAUGAUUGGAUAGAGACUCUCUUCCUAGGCUUCCACACUUUGUUGUUUCUUUGACAUGCCACCCAUGUGGUGCUCACAACCCUAGACCUGAGGAGUAGGCAUGUGCAAAAAAACCUGGAAAACAUCAUAAGUUGGUAUCUCUGAUGGACCUUCUCCAAUGUGGUUCUCCUCUUUACUACUCAUGAUUGGACAGGCACUCUCUCUUCCUAGGCUUCUACACUUUGUUGUUGUUUGUUGUGACAUGCCACUCAUGGGGUGCUCACAACCCUAGACCUGAGAAUAGGCAUGUGCAAAACACCAUGGAAAAAGUCGUAAAUCGGAUUUGUUUCGUAUAAUUCGUACUUACGACAUGACAUCCGACAUGCUCGCAUGGUCCGCACCAAAAUUUAAGAAUCGAAAUUAAUGCAGCAUUGUUUUCUGGAAACAUCACAGAACUCUAGGAAAUGUAGUUUGGGAAGGGAGGAGCCCUAUGCCAGACCCUGCCCUAAACUACAUCUCCCAGAAUGCACUGCUCAGCGUCAGACAGAUUUGCCCCUCCAUAGCCAGCCAGAGUUCCAAUACAUUACGAUUUUUGCUCCUGGGUGGAAACCAUUUAGGAUCCACUACCAGAAGUGGACAAACCGGUUCCAGAAAUGCAUGCCCAGGCGCUCCCCAUUUGCUUGCAAAUCAAGCCGGGGUUUUCCAGGGCGGGGAUUGCGGAGACGUCCUCCUUGCAAGGGUUGGCUUUGAACGUUGUCGUCUCUGGAUUGACCCAUGGAGCUAUGACUAUGAUCUCAUAAGACCAUAGGUAAGCAAAGAGACCUCCAAAGACCAUCUAGAUGGUCUCAUAAGACCAUCAGAAGACCAUAGAUAAGGAAAGGGACCUCAAAGACCAUCUAGAUGGUUUCAUAAGACCAUAAGUAAGGAAAGGUGCCCUCAAAGGCCUUCUAGAUGGUCUCAUAGGACUACAGGUAAGGAAAGUGACCUCCAAAAACCAUCUAGAUGGUCUCAUAGGACUAUAGGUAAGGAAAGUGACUUCCAAAAAUCAUCUAGAUAGUCUCAUAGGACUAUAGGUAAGGAAAGUGACCUCCAAAAGCCUUCUAGAUGGUCUCAUAAGGCCGUAGCUAAGCAAAGAGACCUUCAAAGACCAUCUAGACGAUCUCAUAAGACCAUAGAUAAGCAAAGACACCCCCAAAGACCAGGUAGACUUAGGUCAACUCUUAAGUCUAAAGUUUAGGACAGGAACCUUGAUUUGUAUGCUGCGGUGGUGAGUUAUCUUUAUGUUUCGACCUUGAAAGCAGCCAAACGAGUCGUGCUGCUUUGAGUAAAUAGUUGACACAAGCCGGGUGUGCGUCUUGGUUAACCUCUCCUUGAAGCGCCUUUAGAUCCCGACACAACGCAGCCACAAUGGGAUUCCUCUCCGCGUUGCUGGUCCUCGUUUUGGCGGCUAUCCUCGCCGGGGCGAUUCUGCUGGUCGUGGGCAGCAUCUACUUCGACGCCUGCAAUUCGGAGAUCCCACCCGGGUUGGAACAGCCGGCCAAGUUGCGGAUCAUCCACGCCGUUUUGGUCGGGUCGUCAGUCCUGGGAAGGAUUUUGGAGAACCUGCACAUCUGCACCCAAAUCCAGUUUGUCCGGUUGGUUAGGAAUGGAUGGAAGCACACCGGGGACUCUGCGCUCUUUUCUAAGGACGUGAAGUUCGGUCAAAUCCCCGUCCGCAUUUACCAGCCCAAAGCGCCCUCUGCUGGACGCAGGAAGGGCCUCGUUUAUUUCCACGGUGGCGGAUUCGUGUUCGGAAGCAUCCAAAGCCACGAAAACAUCUGCCGCUACAUUGCCAGGGAAAGUGAAUCGGUGGUUGCGUCUGUGGAGUAUCGCUUGGCUCCUGAACAUGUCUAUCCCGCUGCAUUGAAUGACUGCCUUGCAGCCGCCACUCACUUCCUCAAAGCUGCCAAUGAUUUUGGAGUGGAUCCCACCCGCGUCAUCAUUGCCGGAGACAGCGCCGGCGGCCUCCUCGCCGCGGUUGUUUGCCAGACCCUCGCAACGAAACCGGACCUCCCCAAGUUGCGGGCGCAAAUCCUCCUGUAUCCUGGUCUCCAGGCUUUGGACUUCGAUUUGCCUUCCUACCAUCAAAACCGAGCCGUACCACUUUUGUUCCGGGAACGGUCCGCCUUCUACAUUUUGCAGUACUUGAACGGGAACGCUGCUCACCUCGAGGAAGUCUUGGAAGGCUCUCACGUCCCUACGAAUGUCCGGUUGCAGUACCGGAAAUUUCUGAGCGCGGAGAACAUCCCGAAAGAGUUUAAGACCCGGGGAUACAUGCCUGUCGUUCAUGUCACUGGGGACGAUGAUAUCUCUGAGGGCUUGUCGAGCCUGAGCUCCCCGGAGUGCUCUCCGCUCGUGGCCGAAGACGUGGCCCUUCGCCGUCUCCCUGAGACGUUCCUCUUAACCUGCGAAUACGACGUCUUGCGGGAUGACGGGUUGCUCUACAAGAAAAGGCUGGAGGAUAACGGUGUAGCGGUGACGUGGUACCACGUCUCCAACGGAUUCCACGGCAUCUUAAACUUCUUUGACGGAGCCUGGCUCCGUUUCCCAUCUGGGAAGAAAGGGAUGGAUGCGGUCGUCAACUUUGUAAGAAGUCUCUAACCAAGGAACUUUGACGUCCUCUUGAAGCAGUACCAAAAAUUACAAUUAAUUCCUUCUUUAGCCAUUUUAAUCUUAUGUCUCCAAAAUUUAAUAGAAGUGCUAUAUCGACAGUGUAUCAUAAAUUCCAACAAAUAUUUUAUCCCUAUUUUUAAAAAAUCUUUUCACA